AUGGCGUCCAUCGGUCCACAACUUCCGCCGCAUCUGCAAAAGCGGAAGCGCACGCCCGAGGACGAUGAAGAGUUGGGCUCGCCGCCCCCAAAAGCUUCGCGCCGAGACAACGAUGAUGAGAUCUCACUUGACGACGAUUCGGAUGGCGAUUUUGGGCCAACCGUGCCGGGAUCUGCACCAAGGAAUGAUGUGAAGAAGUCAUCAACAAGACCUAAGCCAGCCGUUGGCCCUACCCUUCCUCAUCCAGCCCCAAACACCAAGCCGCCCACGCCAGCAGACAACAAACGGCCAAUUGGUCCUUCAUUUCCGCCGACAGCACCGUCGGCCAACAACGACGAGAUCCCUCUCGAUUCUGACGACGACGACACCGGCCCAGUACGCGCACCAGCACCAACCAACGCAGGGCCCGCUCCCCCUUCGAAGCGCGUCCUUGGUCCAGCACCUCCUCCAGCACCCCUCUCCGAACGCCCGCCCAAUGGCCCCGACUCAGAUGACGACUCAGACGAUGACUGGGGCCCGGCGCUCCCAGGCGCCUCCGCCAACCCACAUACCACACACGCGCCUGGGGCCGGCCCAUCAUACCCAUCAUCCUACAACGAACCCGCUACCACGACGGCCACCAAACGUGACGACUGGAUGAUAGCACCUCCCACAAGCAGCGGCGCGCGCGCGCCGGACCCGACCAAGAUCAAAGCGCGCAAAUUCGCAAGCGGCCCACGUGCCGCGACCGACGGCAAGCCAGCCGGCAUCAGCUCGAUCUGGACCGAGACACCGGAUGAGAAGGCCCGCCGACUAGCCAACGCGGUUCUCGGUCGCGAAGAUGCCCACAACACACCACCUUCACAACAACAACAGCAACAACACCCCAGCCGCUCGCAACGAGGAGCAGAGAACGACGAAGACGCGGCUCGCGUGCGCGCCUACACCGAACAAACCCGCGGCCGCAGUCUCGUCGAGGAACACCAGGCCCGGCGCGCGGCCGGCAAGACGGGCUCUUCUUCUUCGGGAUCGAAGUUGGUCAAAAGCAGCGAUACAGCCAAGUGGGGUGUGAAAAGCAGUACCCUCGAUGAUGGGAAGAAGGGGGUCGGCAGCAAAAACGACAAGGCAGAAGAAGAGGACGAUGACCCGAGUAAGCGAGCAUUCAACUGGGAGAAGGAUAUGAAGGUGGGCGGACAGAUCAGCGGCGCGCAGCGGAGGGAACUGCUGAAUCGGGCGGCGAACUUUGGGGGACGGUUUCAAAGUGGGAAGUUCUUGUGA
Messenger RNA from Dichotomopilus funicola, 1257 nucleotides. RefSeq lists its product as uncharacterized. The record is from RefSeq and is a predicted model, not a curated record. The coding region runs from base 1 to 1257 and encodes 418 amino acids. The transcript has a single exon. Lineage: Eukaryota; Fungi; Ascomycota; Sordariomycetes; Sordariales; Chaetomiaceae.